UUUCCGGUCACUCUUGGAAACAGUAGUCGGAGCUGCAGCUGAGACGGACUGGCAGCUGUCUGCCGCAUGAGAUUUCUUAGAACUGUUGGCCGCUGAGCCAGUGUGCAGCCAACAUGUCCAGCAGAAACAAUAACAAGCUGCCCAGCAACCUACCGCAGUUACAGAAUCUGAUCAAGCGGGACCCGCCGGCCUACAUCGAGGAGUUUCUACAGCAAUAUAAUCACUACAAAUCCAAUGUGGAGAUUUUCAAAUUACAACCAAAUAAACCCAGUAAAGAACUGGCAGAGCUGGUGAUGUUUAUGGCACAGAUUGCUCACUGCUAUCCAGAAGAUCUAAGUAACUUUCCUCAAGAGCUGAAAGAUCUUCUCUCCUACAAUCAUGCCGUCUUAGAUCCAGAUCUUCGAAUGACAUUUUGCAAAGCUUUGAUCUUGCUGAGAAACAAGAAUCUUAUCAAUCCAUCAAGUUUGCUGGAGCUCUUCUUUGAACUUCUGCGUUGCCAUGAUAAGCUUCUACGAAAGACAUUAUACACACAUAUUGUGACUGAUAUCAAGAAUAUAAAUGCAAAACACAAGAACAAUAAAGUGAAUGUAGUCUUGCAGAAUUUCAUGUACACCAUGUUAAGAGACAGCAAUGCAACUGCAGCCAAGAUGUCUUUGGAUGUGAUGAUUGAACUCUACAGAAGAAACAUCUGGAAUGAUGCCAAAACUGUCAAUGUUAUCACAACUGCGUGCUUCUCCAAGGUCACCAAGAUAUUAGUAGCUGCUUUGACAUUCUUCCUCGGGAAAGAUGAAGAUGAGAAACAAGACAGCGACUCAGAAUCUGAGGAUGAAGGACCAACAGCAAGAGACCUGCUAGUGCAGUAUGCCACAGGGAAGAAAAACUCCAAAAACAAGAAAAAGUUGGAAAAGGCAAUGAAAGUGCUCAAGAAACAAAAGAAGAAGAAAAAACCAGAGGUGUUUAACUUUUCAGCUAUUCACUUGAUUCAUGAUCCCCAAGAUUUUGCAGAAAAACUACUAAAGCAGCUGGAGAGCUCUAAGGAGAGGUUUGAAGUGAAGAUGAUGCUCAUGAACCUCAUCUCCAGAUUGGUGGGAAUUCAUGAGCUUUUUCUCUUCAACUUCUAUCCCUUUGUGCAAAGGUUUCUGCAGCCUCACCAAAGAGAAGUAACAAAGAUCCUUCUGUUUGCUGCGCAAGCCUCUCAUCACCUUGUGCCCCCAGAGAUCAUUCAGUCAUUGCUCAUGACUGUGGCCAACAAUUUUGUUACUGACAAGAACUCUGGGGAAGUCAUGACAGUAGGAAUCAAUGCUAUAAAAGAGAUAACAGCUCGAUGUCCUCUAGCCAUGACUGAAGAACUUCUCCAAGACCUGGCGCAGUAUAAAACACACAAAGAUAAGAAUGUAAUGAUGUCUGCUAGAACUUUGAUUCAGCUUUUCCGAACACUGAAUCCUCAGAUGUUGCAGAAGAAAUUUCGGGGUAAGCCUACUGAGGCCUCCAUAGAAGCGAGAGUACAAGAAUAUGGAGAGCUGGAUGCUAAAGAUUACAUUCCAGGAGCAGAAGUUCUAGAAGCUGAGAAAGAAGAGAAUGCUGAAGAUGAUGAAGAUGGGUGGGAAAGCACCAGCCUUGGUGAGGAGGAGGAUGCCGAUGGUGAAUGGGUUGAUGUGCACCACUCUUCCGACGAAGAACAGCAAGAAAUUUCCAAGAAGCUGAACAGCAUGCCUGUGGAAGAGCGGAAAGCCAAAGCUGCAGCCAUCAGCACUAGUCGAGUUUUAACUCAGGAAGACUUCCAGAAAAUCCGCAUGGCCCAAAUGAGGAAAGAACUUGAUGCUGCCCCCGGGAAAGCCCAAAAGAGGAAAUAUAUUGAAAUAGACAGUGAUGAGGAGUCCAGGGGUGAAUUACUGUCUCUUCGGGAUAUUGAACGCCUUCAUAAAAAGCCAAAGUCUGACAAGGAGACAAGACUAGCAACUGCAAUGGCUGGAAAGACAGACCGAAAGGAAUUUGUGAGGAAAAAAACCAAAAUAAAUCCAUUUUCCAGUUCCACAAAUAAAGAGAAGAAAAAACAGAAGAACUUUAUGAUGAUGCGCUAUAGCCAGAAUGUCCGGUCCAAAACUAAGCGUUCCUUCCGAGAAAAGCAGCUGGCACUACGUGAUGCACUUUUGAAAAAGAGAAAAAGAAUGAAAUAACUUCCAAACAAGUCUAAGGAGAAUGCAAAGUUUGUGUCAUUGCUCUGAAAAUUAGUAAAUCAAGAAUGUUUUUUUUUUCAUUAAAAAGUUCAGAAGUACUAUAUUGUGAAAUUCACUGUAAACUUGGUAGCAAUUUGGUGUUUUUAUUUUGGAGAUAGAAAAUGGUGGGAAUGUUUGCAAUGUAAAUAAUAGUAGUGAUGUAAAAUCAUUCUCAUUUAGCAUUCGUGCAAAAAAAAAUUAUUCAGUGCCUUCUAAUUGCCACUGUAGAUACAAAAAUGAAUGAGCCAUAACCUCUUCACUCAAGGCAUUCACAGCCUAGUGGGGGGCAGGUGUAUAUAUGUGUGUUUACAGUGCAGUGUAAAUAGUUCUCUAGUAGAGAUAGGUCCAUAUUUCUACGGGGUCACUGAGUCCUUAUGGACUAGCUCCGUGGGGAUAGGAGUUAUAGUUAUAUAUUCUUUUAAAACAAAACAAAACAGGACAAUGUUACAAGAGUAAGAGGUUCUUACUUGUAAAUAGGCUUCCCUGCUAAAAGCAGGUCCCUGCUGUACAGAUUUUGGGUAGACAGUUUAGCUCUUAGUCAAUCCAAAAGAUUUGAAUUGUUUUUUGAAUGCCAUGUAAAGGCUUUUUGGUUAAAACCUCACUUUUUAAAUUGCCUCAAGUAUAAGAAAUAAUUUUGCAAGGUCUUCUCUUCAUCAUUCGAGCUACCCACUGUUCAUAUUGGUUUUCUGAGCCUCCCUUCACCCUGUGAUAUUUUUCAGCCCACCAUUUGCCUUGUGUCAAGAAAAGGUUUCUAAUGUCAAAUAGGUACUUUUGUGUAUGUGCAGUAGUGUGUGUGUUGUUGUCCUUUCCCUAGGCAUGCUUGAGUUGACUUCAAGGGACAAAAUCUUUGCAUGCAAGUUGUUGUAUUUGGAAAUAGUUUGGUGCCUUUUGCCUCAGUCUUCUUAGAUAAUAUUGUGGUAGAUAAGAAAAUUGUUCAGUGUUACUUCAAAUUAGAGUAAAGGACAGUUUUCUGCCAACUCAGAAUUAGAAAGCAGCCUCUAAAAUUACUUUUCUUGUUUCCUUUAUAGUUUCUUCUGUUCACUUUCUGAGUUCAACUUCAGUUUUAUUUGAAUGAAACUUUGUGAUUCUCCCUAGGAUGCCCCAGAUCCCUUUUAGGGGAUUAGUCAAAUGUUCAGAGUCAACCCCCAACCUUAGUGCUUCACAGGAAGUGCCCACUGCAAAUUUGUAUAUUUCAGACCUGAAACUACUCGCGUUUCUUUUUGCAUUUUUGAACUGGAUGUUUCCUCAUGAGUGUGGAUCCAGAAAGUGAAUAAAAUUUAAAUGGCAUAGUAGCUAGGGUUCACAGCUUUGCUACAUGAAUUGUGAUGGUGCCUAGAAGUUUCAUCCUUCCCCUAGAUUUCUCCACCCCACUUUGAUGCCAAGAGAGUACAUUGCAUUCUGUGUUCUGAUUCUUCUACUGUGGCCUUACCAUGUUCUUAUCUAGUCUGAGGUUCAUAAGCAAGACAGACAGCUGGUUUUAAAAGGCACAUUCUUAACUUUUAUUUCUUUAAUUCCAUAGUAUCUUAUUUCUGCCCGAUUUAUUAUUGUAUAAAUCUUUCUUGAGAAUAUUUUCUGUUUACUUUCAAUUUAAAGAUUAGAUUCUCACAAAGGUUGAGUGACUUUGCAGGGUGACUUUUACUAAAGAAGUCAUCAGUGUUUGAAUUUGAGCUUUUCAUUCUCAAAUUUUUGUCAUCACUAAGAAUGAAUCCAUUCAGGGAUGAAAUCACUUUGUCUAAGCUCAUAAUAUGUAAAAGUGGUGUAUAAAUCCAGAAUGCCGAUAUAUUAUCUAUGUAAUCUUAACAAGUUUCACUCGUAAAUAAACUCCUCAUAAGGCAGAAAUUUGUGUCUGUUCUUUGCUGUAUUACCAGUGCUAGUUCAGUGUCAAAUAUAUAGGUUCUCAGGACAUAUUUGAAUACAUGAUUUAAUCCCUGGCUGUCAGUUUUCUGUCUGUAAAUAUCGUACACCUACCUCAUUGACUGUUCUGAGAAUUUUGAGAGCUAAUAUUUAAGCACUUAGCAGGUUGCCACAAAGUAAGCUUUCACAGCCUAGCGGGGGGCAGGUGUAUAUAUGUGUGUUUACAGUGCAG
Cynocephalus volans (Philippine flying lemur) is the source of this 4302-nucleotide messenger RNA. RefSeq names its product SDA1 domain containing 1 (gene SDAD1). Gene Ontology annotation, biological process: ribosomal large subunit biogenesis; ribosomal large subunit export from nucleus. The record is from RefSeq and is a predicted model, not a curated record. The transcript is spliced from 22 exons. Bases 114 to 2177 code for a protein of 687 amino acids. Gene Ontology annotation, cellular component: nucleolus. NCBI's taxonomy places the organism in Eukaryota, Metazoa, Chordata, Mammalia, Dermoptera, Cynocephalidae.